This is a messenger RNA of Mya arenaria, 1473 nucleotides long. RefSeq lists its product as uncharacterized. Gene Ontology annotation, molecular function: zinc ion binding. The coding region runs from base 232 to 1287 and encodes 351 amino acids. NCBI's taxonomy places the organism in Eukaryota, Metazoa, Mollusca, Bivalvia, Myida, Myidae. The transcript is spliced from 4 exons. The record is from RefSeq and is a predicted model, not a curated record.
GAGUGUUUUCAAUAUCUUGAUAAAGAAUUUAUGUUUUUAUAUGAUGAGAAAUUAGUGUUAAAAAUAUAUUGGCUACUAAAUACAACGCAGGUUAGAAGCCCCAGUAUUCAGGAUACAUGUAUUCAUUUUACCAUAUAGUGGCAACAAAGAAAUAUUUAAUGGACAAAAAAGCACAACUUUAUUCAAUAAUCUUGCGAAUUCUUAUAUCUUAAACCCGCAUUACCAUCUGACAUGGCAUCAAAACAAAUUCAAUGUGAAAUAUGCUUCAAAGAAUAUGCAGUCGGAUAUUGCAAAACCUGCGGACACAUUGGAGACGCUUGCGUUGACAUUCACAACACAGGAAAGGUGUUUCAAACACAUUCUGUCAUUAUGCAUGAGGCUGUCAACGUGCAUGAGGAUGAUAGAGAAAAUCCAAAGGUCAUCAUUCGGGACGCCUCAGAAGAAAGAUGUAAGCAGCAUGCGACUGAGAGAGCUAUAUUUCUUUGCACAAGACAUGAUACCAUGAUUUGUGGCAGAUGUCUUCAUUCGGAACAUCUUUCUUGUGGGAAAGAAGUUGUUGACUUGCUGCGUGAAGUAGGCAGCAUCGACUGCGAGAAGGUUAACACAAUGAAGUCACUGUUGAUGGAGGUUAAAAACGAAAUUUUGCUUUUGAAAGAUGACGCAGAGAAUAGCAAGGAGAACUUCAAAACUAAUGCUGAUAACUGUGCACAGGAAUGUAUUGAAUUAGGUAUUAAAAUUAAACAACGUGUAGAUGAAUUGACAAAUGUCCUAAUAGAUGAGAUAACAAAGAAGCACAAUGAAAACGAGAGCACCUAUUCCCGUAUUACUAGGACGUAUAAUGAGAAAAUCACAUGGUGUGAAAAUGAAGAAAGAAAGAUUGAUCAAUUUGUUCACAAUAAUAUGGCUGGGUACCUGUACCUACUUAGUAGAAAAUUUGAUAAAGGGGUUUCGGACGUUAGAUCCAACUUGAGAGAAAUCAAACACAAACACACUUUUAAAAGAUUUGAAUUUAAAGAAAACAGAGUUAUUCUGAAAUGUGUGUUUGAGGACUUGGAGGAUGUUUGUGAACAUCAAGACGAAGUUACUGGGAGUGAUGAUGGAAGUGUUAACGAUGUUUUCGAGCCCACUACAGAAAUACAAAAGACAAGGAGGGAGCUCACUGCACUGUCACAUAAGGCCAAAGAAUAUUUGGAUAAAUCAAUAAAGGAACGACUGACUGUCGAGGCUGAGUUAAAAAGAACGAAAGCAGACUUGAAUCGAGUUGAAAAGGAAAUCAUAGAUAAUUAAAUGACAUUGCAUAGGCAAAAAUGAAUAACGUUAACUUUUGUUAACGACUGAUUAACAAAUUUUAUACGAAAUAGCCGUGGCUGUAUUUAUACAGUGUAUAUUCAUAUUCAUAGCUGUGUGUCUAUUGUUCCAAUUCGUUUCAAAUAUCAAUCAUGAAUAGUUUAAGUCAUCGAUAUAUUAUCUGUG